This is a messenger RNA of Musa acuminata AAA Group (dessert banana), 5342 nucleotides long. RefSeq names its product thioredoxin Y, chloroplastic-like. Gene Ontology annotation, molecular function: protein-disulfide reductase activity. The coding region runs from base 223 to 873 and encodes 216 amino acids. Gene Ontology annotation, cellular component: cytoplasm. The transcript is spliced from 5 exons. The record is from RefSeq and is a predicted model, not a curated record. Lineage: Eukaryota; Viridiplantae; Streptophyta; Magnoliopsida; Zingiberales; Musaceae.
AGGAAAAGAGGAAGAGGGUUCGAUUUGGCCAUUGAUGCGGGGGAGAGUUCUUGAGCUGUUUGGGGAUGAAAUAGGUAGUUUAAGGCGGGAACGAAAGACGAGUUCUGAUGAGCUGCAGGAACAAAUGUUUUCAAUCAUGAACUAACCUUAACCAAUUCGAUGUGACCCACGUUCACGAUUCAGUUGGGCUCAACCGUCUUUGUCAAAAGAUCAGCUUCGUUUAUGACUUGGAAACAAAGCGGAGCACCGCGAAACCUUACCCUAAAGAAUGACGAGAAAUGGCGGCCUCCUGCACCGCUGCUGCGGCCCCGUUCGCCACCGACCUCCGCACCCGCUCCAUCUGCCUCUGCCCGUUGGAGCUCUCGGCUGUCGCGACGCCUCGCUUCUCGCCGCUUCGCCGCCUCGCCGCCUCGCCACCAAUCGAUGCUGGGCCGCGGUAUCACCGCGGUCCCUCAGCGCCGACUUCUUCCUCGGGUAGAGGCAAAAAAGCAAACCUACUCUUCCUUUGAUGAAUUGUUGGAAAAAUGUGAUAAGCCUUUACUGGUCGACUUCUAUGCAACAUGGUGUGGUCCUUGCCAAUUCAUGGUGCCUGUUCUAGAAGAAGUGAGUGAAAAAUUGAAAGACAGAAUCCAAGUGAUCAAAAUUGAUACAGAAAAGUACACUAACAUAGCAAAUUGCUACCAAAUUGAGGCGUUGCCUACAUUCAUCAUUUUCAGAGAUGGAAAGCCAUAUGAUCGCUUUAAAGCUUUCAUUCACAAUGACAUCGGCUACGCAUCUUGUUGUGACAACCUUUUGGUUAAUUUUCAUGAAGGAGCUAUGCCUGCUCAUCAGCUUAUCCAAUGCAUUGAGGCUGCUCUGAAAGUCAAACAGUAGCUUUAAAGUCUGAAUUGGUUGAUUUUGUAAGUAUCAGAACUAGACUAGAGAUCAGUUAAGAGUUAUUCCAGUGGUGGAGUCUAUAUGCCAGGAAAAAUGGACCUACAUAACCCCAUCUACUAUUCCAAUUGAAGUUGUAAUCUUGAGCUCGUAUGUGAUCAAACUUAUUUAAAAAGAUUUGGAAGUCCUACGCUUGGCUCUGUGUCUUCCCAUCCAAUACCUUAUGCACUCUUUGAGACUAUAUGUGAUGCUUUUUAUUGGUUUUCAUCAAUGACACCAACAAGAAAUAUAUUGAAUUUCAAAGAAAGUACUUACAAUGACAUACAAAUCUAUUGCUUUGGAAAUGUUUUGCCAGCUUUUAUAUUAUAUAUGAUGACCAGUUUUAGUUCUCAGUUAUAUUCAGCAAUGCUAAAGUUCAGUAUAGAAGGUUACCAGAAUCUCUGCAUCUUUAUCCUGAUGUAUUCACUGGACUCUUUUAAUGUUUAGAGGGUUUAUAUAAUGGCAUCUUUAUAGUGAUUCCACUGGACUGGGAGAAAGAAGGAAGAAGCUUUGUAAUGGGCAUACUGCAAUGGCAUAUAGUUUGGGAAGAAUCUAAUUGUGGACCAUGUCUCAUAACUAAAAAGAAUUUACAUAUUCAAAUAAAAUGCCACCGUGGCCCUGUUGCUGCCUAUGCAAAUAACUCUCUUGAAACUUGUCCUCAUGGUCCUGGGAAACAGGAAGAGUUUGUCAGAUGAAAGUGGUUCCAUUGUGGAGUGGAGGCAAUGAAGGACAAGUUAUUGAGCAUUGUCCUAAGUAACUCCCUGGUGAUGCAGUACCCCUUUAAGUGCCAGAUGGUUUCAUCUUCUUGUUCAACUAUCAAUUCUAAAUGCAUGUCUAAUGCCGCUGGUUCGAGAUAGUCUUCCUGGUCUUAAGAACUUUUUCUUCUGACAUACUAGGUUUGAUCUGUUGGAUUGAGGGUGGCAUCAGAUGAGGUAACUAUCUACUCUUAGAAAUAAGAUCUUGUGAGUUAAGUCUCUGGUUCCUUAUUUUGCUCUCAAGUGUUCUUCUUUCACGGAAGCUUUUUUAUUUCUCUCUAUGCUCAUUAGUGGAGCAUGUUCAGCUAAAUGGGUUUGACAAUUCUUAAUGCUGCUUCUCUUCUGGUUUUUGUUUCCUCAAAAUCAUUAUUUUCUGGAAUCUUAUCUAUUGACUAUUUGGCCCAAACCUGCAACACCCUGAGGUAUGAUAGGCAGUUAUUUUCAGUCAUGUCACUGUUACAUGAGACUUUUGAAUUUAGGUUUCAGUUUAAGUUUUUAUCAAGCAACCGUUAUGCAGAAUUUAACUUUUCUUUAUUAGUUGUUUCUGCUGAUUGAUUUGAAUAUCUAUACAAAAAUUAGUAUGUUGUAGAAUAAUUAAAUUCACUCUAUAGAAUAAUUUGAUUUAAGAUAUAAUGAUAUGAGCUUAUGAAAUUUAUUAAUUAUUAGUAUGCUAAUCAUGAUUCAAAAUUUAAAAAAUUAAGAUAACAUUAUAAAUCAUGCAUCAUGAUCUUAAAAAUAUAGCAUUAUUUUUAUAUUUAAAAUUCAUUGAUUAUUGUUUACUAAACAUUAUUUAGAAUUUAAGCUAGUUAAAAGGAUAUCAUCAUACAUCAUGAUUGUUGAUAAUAUAACAUUUUUAAUAUCCAAAAUUUUUAGAAAAUUUCAACAACUAAAAUAUAAAUCAUAAUUUUUAAUUAAAGAGAAGGUAGAGGAUCUACGUUUCAUGGUCCUUUCUAUUAUUCCCUCAUGCUGAUACAUAAUAGAUGAUGAGGGAGAAUUCUCCAGGAAAUAUAAAAUUUUGAAUUUUUAGAUUAAUUAAUUAAUUAAUCAAUUUUAUGUCUAACUUGUUUUCAUAGAUAAGGAUGUAUGAAUCAAUUCCUAAUUGAUUUUUCUUAAUUAGGUUAAUCAUACAAGGAAGUAUGUCAAUUCAAAAAGGUCACCCUAAAUAUAUAUAUAUUUUUUAAAAUUUGAUGAUUCAUUCUCUAAAGGAAAUUUAGUUGUUAAAUUUGGUUUACCUUAAGAAAAUAAUUAUAGAUGCUACUUUCUCACAUCUUUUCUUUUUCAAGUGGUUUCCUAGUUUGAAUGAUGCUUUCAACAAGAUUUUAUGAUAUAAUUUUAUUCAUCAUACCAAACUCCAUUUCCAAAAUUUGGAUUGGUUGUUCUAUACAUCAUCUCUACCAAGCAUGCUUUGCUUAUUAUUGUGGUAUUUUGCAUAAACCUCAGAAGUUAAGAUGAAUAUCACCUUUAUAGAAUAUUGGAUCCAAAUUUUGGAAAGGAAGAAAUACAUUUUGAUGCAUAAAAUUAUACCAUUAAUAAAAUCUUAUUAGAAGUAUUAGUCAAAUCAAUACGCACAUGGGAAAUGAAAGUGGAUGUGAGAAAUUAUUAUUCACAAUUAUUUUCUUAAUAUAAAUUAAAUUUAAAAAUUAUUUUUUUAAGGAGAAUAUAAUCAUUAGAGAUUUUUUUAAAAAUAUAUAUUUUUUAUAUUUAGAGCUUGAUAUUUUUUGAAUUGAUAUGUUUCCUUGUUUGAGUAACUUAAUUAAGAAAAAUUAAUUAAUAAUUAAUGUUUUACUUCCUUGAUUGGACAGAUAAGUAGGCAUGAAAUUGAUUAAAUGAUAAACUAAUUAAGAUAAGAAUUUCAAAUCUUUGAUUUCUUUUAGGGGAAUCUUCCCUCUUUUUUAAGAAUGUCAAAUAUCUCCCCUUGUUAUUUAUUUAUUGCUUGCCAACGGGAGGGAAUGAGAAGGGGAAGAUCAUCAUUUUGUUUAAAGGUAGACCAUCUACCUUUUCUUUAAUUGGUUAUUGUGAUCUAUAUUUUAGUUGUUAAUUUUUUUUAAAAAAAAUGGAUAUAAAGAGUCUUAUAUUUUAAAAAAUUAUGAUGUAUGAUAAUGUCAUUUUAACAAGUUAAAUUCUAAAUUAUGAUUAGUAAAUGAUAAUUAAUGAAUUUAAUUCUAAAUUAGGAUUAGUUUAAUUAUAAAAAUUUGGUCCAAGCCUUUCAGCCCAACCGAAUCCUAUUCAGCUCAAAUUUGAGCCAAGCCUAUGGUCCACAAGGGCCCAGUGCUUGCGCCACUUUGGUAGCUUGGCCUAUUGCCCUUGGGUUUGAUUGGUUCAGUUCACUUUAGGGUGAUUUCGAAUAAGUUCUGACCGCUUCAUAGCCUAAUUGGAUCUAUUUAAAUUUAAUUAGGUUGAUUUAAGGUGAUUCGAGGACAUUCUUAAGUGAAUUUGUUGUUAGUUCACUUGGAUUCUAGUUGAAACCAUUGUUGGUUCAUGUCAACCUUGGUUAUCCUUUUUUGAAGGAACAUGAAGUUUCAAGGUACAAGAACAAGGACUCAAUUACAAGUGCUGUUAAGUCUUAUAUCUUAUGUCAUUAUUGGAUUAAAAUCAUUUGGUUAUUUUAGCAAGGUGCAUAUCUCAAUUGGUUGAACAUUGGUCUCUAAUUAUACAAAUUAAUUAGGGUCAAUUCAUGUGCUGGGAGUCAAUCCACAUGCAACAAUAUUGCAUUCCAUGUGAACAAUGGUCAGUAGUCCACGACAAUCCACAUGGCAACAAUACCCCAUCACAAUCCCAAUGGUUAGUAGUCCACAGCCUUUCCAUCAUCACUGCAUGGCAGAAGAGGAGGAGAGGCACCAUCAACUUCUUCAACCACCACAAGGAUGAGAGCUCUGGGUUGCUGCUGGUGCUCAUCCCCUGCCUGGCAUUUCACCACUAGUUCAAGUUAGUUGAAUGGGAGGGGGUAAUAUAUUUCCACUCCAUCAAUCAUCUUAAAAUUGGAAAUUAUAGGAACAAAAGGAAAGAAAACUAGAAAAUGAAUAAGUUGGCUUACUUGUCACUUCCAUUAGAUAUCUUCUCUUCAGAGUUCAAUGUCAAGUGGAGGAGAUGCAUCAGAAGCCAAAACUAGGAUGGAAUGAGCCAACUUUGUGCCUGUUCAGAUGUGUUCUAUUUGAUACUAGUUCUACCCUUUUUUUUAUACCUCAAACGUGGAAUCAAGUUGGGAAAAGUAGUUUUCUCUUGAUACCUCUUAAGCUUUCUUUCUCUUCAUUAAUGAUACAGAAACAAAUUGAUCAGUAUUUGUAUGUUGGUGAAGAAAGUUAAAUAUGUUCUUGGGAUGAUUUGUAAUUGCAGGUGUUAACCCUGAUCGUGGUUCUGUGGAGCUCCUGUUAACUACUGAGGUGCUCUCUAGUCUCACUCUUUUGUUAUCCAAUCCAUAUUCACAACACUAUGAGAGGCCACGCCUUUUGUUCUUUGACCUGCACAUUGUUCCUCAUCUUCUGCUUUUACUGUCUCUUAUUUUCUUUUAACCCUUUUCUGAUUUAUUUAUUUAUGUUGAUUACUGCGAGAUGUCUAUCUGGCUCUCUUUCGAGAAUUGAUAAUGGGUUCUUUUUACUUUUCCCUAGUCCUAAGGAAGUCGAGAUAUUAGAAAUAUAGUUUGGAAUCUUGUUAACAUGAAAUUUUUGAAGGACUCUA